This is a messenger RNA of Trichoplusia ni (cabbage looper), 4933 nucleotides long. It is a transcript of the gene Gbs-76A, whose product is annotated as glycogen-binding subunit 76A. Gene Ontology annotation, molecular function: protein phosphatase 1 binding; glycogen binding. The coding region runs from base 2202 to 3887 and encodes 561 amino acids. The record is from RefSeq and is a predicted model, not a curated record. The transcript has 2 exons. NCBI's taxonomy places the organism in Eukaryota, Metazoa, Arthropoda, Insecta, Lepidoptera, Noctuidae. Gene Ontology annotation, cellular component: protein phosphatase type 1 complex. Gene Ontology annotation, biological process: regulation of glycogen biosynthetic process.
GAUCAGACUGAUUUACCUAUUUGCGAAGGGAUUUCGAAAUCUAAGCAAAUUUCGAACUUUAAAACUAAUGUUUUAAGCAAAAUGUAAGGAAAAGAAUCUUUUUUAUCACAUAGAGCAUCUACGAUUUAUAUCACACAAAAUUCUUGAUGGGAAACCUAUAACGAAUUGUGGCAUUUGUGAAAGCGCAUUGAAUUUUCUCAACAACCGGUUGUGGGCAGUGACAAUUGAGCUCAGUUCCUGGAUUACACCGUACUCGCUGUUCACUACGAUGUAAAUUACUAUGGACAUGUAUCUGUUAGUUAAACUUCGCCUUACGAGGCUGUUAUCAGAAAGGCUACACCCUAUUCGUGUUUAAUUAACUAUUGUAAUUUAAUUCCGGCUUAAAAUUAAUGUGACAUGCAAACUCCUUGUUUAUUCCAAAGUGCAUUUGCAUUCGAUCGCUACUGGUAAUCGAUGCAUUUUCGAUUCGAAAUGCUUUUAUUGAGACUGUACCAUAAUAACACAGAGUUCUUAAAUGAUUUAUGUCCCCAAGUCGACCAGGAUUCCAUGUUAUUAUACUAUUAUCUUCCUUAUUUAAAGCCCUGCCACCUGACAGGCAAUUCUCGGUAAAUUUCUACCCUACCAUUACUAUAGCGUUGAUAGAAUCAUUGCCGUUCUUUAACAACCUAUCUUAUAACUUGUCAAGCUUAAACUUUAAUUUCAAACUCGCUCCCGGUGGUUUGAAUAAUAAUAAAGCCAGUAUCGGGUACCGCUAUGUCGUGGGCAGGUUGCCUAGGGAUGAAUGGGCAUCGGAAAUAAGCACUAUUAUUGUGAAAGAACAUUUCAAAUGGUCACGUCGAUCAAGAGUCGUAACAAAUCAUAACAUAUUGUAGUGUGUAUUAAGUCUUCGUGUCGUGCAGUAACAUAUGAUUGUUAUUUUUCAUAACAUCAUUCAUAACAACGGAACAGAUUCGAGUAACAUGUUUGAUAACGCCGUUUUACUCGGUACAAUUUUGGCGACUGAUUUAGUAUUUGGUUCCUUAAGUAUUGAUCAUUUAUGAGUUGUGUGAUCGUAUCGUGAUAGAACAAUGUAAUGAGAUAGAUGUGAUGACAGGCAAGCUAGUUUUAGCGACUUCGAGGAACACGAUAAGGUCGGCGAGAGAUGAGACAUGCGGCUGCCGAUGCCGUGGGUGUGACCAGAACAGUCCAUUGCCAAAUAACACGUAAUAAGCAUGGGGACCAUGCCCUAUAUGUUUACAAAUCGUUGAAAGUAUCUUCUGAUGAGUGAAGAACGAAGGUACUAUAUGUACGAGUAUAUUGGACAGUGCCAAGCGCGUGAUCUCCACCUAUUUAUACCAAACGUUAAACUGACGUCUGGAUGCGUCUGCGCACUAUUUUAGUACACAAAGUGAAAGUCACGACUCAAAUAACGUGGUCGAGGAUGGUCCCGCCUCUGUAAUAAUAAUCGUAUUAUUUAACAGUUUUACUUCAUUCACGACUUCGGUUAUUAUAAUGGUUGCCAUGACAACGAACGCGCGUCUCUUGAAAUACCUACACGUUUGGCUCAAACACGAGACUAUUUUUUCCGCAAUCUAUUAUAUUAUUUUUUGUUUGAAGGACAGGUUACGACAUUUGUUACUUUAAAUAAGUCACUGGAUGCUGUCAAUAACGUUUUUCGUUUUGUCACUAUUUUAAUUUAUGUUCCUCUUAGCAGAUGAAUUAGAGGUUUCGUCCUCCUGAAUCGAAUAUUCUAUAGAAAAACUAGUGAAUACUAUUUUAUAACGUUCAAACAAGUUUUGGAAUCGAUUCAAAAUCAUAUUUUAAUUGAUUAAUCAAUCAUCGAUAAAAAUUCAAAUACGUCUAUUUCUUUUGGCUAAUAGCCAGUACUGGCCAGUAUCGAUAUGAUAACGUCACGAAACCAUCAUAUCUGUUUCUGACGAUAUAAUAAUGAUAAAAAAUAAAUCGAGAUAUGGUACAGCCCGCAAUUGUCGGCGUUGGGAGCGACUAAUCAAGUAUUGUUAGAGUGAUAAGGUUGAGAGGCAGUCGUUGCCGGUGCGUAUUGUUUCAUGGAACGGUUGCUGUGGUGAAGUGACGUGAUGGCAACACACACGAACAAGAUGACCGCUAUUCGCCCUCUGCCGCUCACACUUUCGGUCAACCUGUUUAAUUGGUGCCUGACAUGUUUACGCUAAUAGCUGUUAAUUUUUAUAUUUCUUUAAAAUAUGACGCAGAUGAGCGGAGAUCGCGCCGGGUCGCAGUGUGGUCUGACCUCGCUGCUGCCGAUGUCGUGCGGCAGACGAGCCGCAGCGUUCGCGCGCGACCUGCACUCGCGCCUCAGCAACCUUGGCGGUGCGCACGACGACCACUGCGAGAACAGCUGGUUGACGCGUGACAAUACCGCCUCGCACAGGCCCACCACAUCAAACAACCAGAGAGAACUCGACACAUUCUACGACUUCGAGCUAGAGUGUGAGAGCCCAUCCAGCCCCGUCGACGACUACGAACCCGCUUUUCCAGAAAGGUCACCCACCGAAGAUCAAGAUCAACCUUUCUAUGAUAUCGAUUCUGAACCAGAACUAUCUAAGGAACAAAAUAAGUUAGUACAGCCAGCGGACAAACCCAAAAAUGGUUUUACAUUUUCUACUGCUUUUUAUACAGAUUGUUCUCCAGUAAAACUGCAACCGAUUCCACGUGAAAAUGGACAUGCAUCUGAUAAAAGGUUAUAUUCUGCGAUCACAUUUGAGGGUUGUGCGCGACAAAAUAGCUUCGAUGAAGUGGACUGUGCUGCCAAACCUAUCGCUGCUUUAGAUACAGACCGUUUUAGUUUACCAAGCUUCCAAUGUGCCACAUUAGAUAGUGACUCGGAAUUUGAAUCUGCCAAAAGCGACCCCUCUGAUGUUGUCGAAGUCGAGGAAGAUUUUCAUAAUGAAAGAAUUACACAACUUAGUGCACCAGAGUUCCUGGAAAACUUAUCACUUUCGGAGGUCGAAAUACCGCUUGAUGAGGAAACACCGGCGGAAACAUCUCCCCCAAUCAUUUCGGAACUUGAAGCAGCUGUAUGCAACGAAUUAAGUAAGAAACCUUUAGAAAUAAUCACCAGUGAUGUUCCUAUUGAUGCAGAAUUAUCUCCAGCACCGGAAAUUGAGCCGUCCCUUUUAAGUGCAGAGGUGGAGGAUACAGGCGACAAACAAAAUGAUACGGAAAUAGAAGAUGAUAGGCCUCAACGUGUUCGGCGCUGUUCAUCACUUAAAACAGGAAAAACGCCACCCGGCACCCCCGGCCGAAAGAAAAUAGUCCGCUUUGCUGAUGUUUUGGGGCUAGACUUGGCGGAUGUAAAAACUUUCAUGGAUGAAAUUCCCGUUAUUCCUAAAUCCGCCUACGAUGAUCUUACUGGCUGUGACGUACAAAGCUCUCCACCGGUCAAAAGUCAGCCGCGACUCGGUGCUCUUACACUUGUGCCCUUGUUCCAGCUACCAGCAGAGAUAACGGAUAAACUGGAAACACAAAACGUUUGUCUAGAAAGCGCACGAGUUUGCGACGGCGUGCAUGUCACAGUGUGCGGCUCCGUUCGCGUUCGAAACUUGGACUUUCACAAGACUGUGCACAUACGCUACACAAUGAACAGGUGGAAAACCUACACUGACUUGCAGGCGACGUACGUGCAAGGUUCUUGCGACGGGUUCUCUGACCGGUUCCAGUUUGUGCUUUACGCACCAGCGAUAUCGUCGGGGCAGCGGCUCGAGCUGGCGGUGCGGUUCCUUUGCAAAGGCCAACAGUUCUGGGACAGCAACAGCGGUGGCAACUACUGCUUCGACUGCCUGGCGCUGGGCAUAGUGCAGCAGCCGGGCAGUGGGGCGGCGGCGGGCCCGCUGCACCCGACGGUGGACUGGCACCCGUCGUUCUACUGAGCGCGCGCGGCCGCCGCGAGGUGUCAGUGUGGGGGCGCCCGCCGGGCGAACACAUUCCUGUGCGAGCGGGCCGCGCGCCCGACCCGAGCUCCUGCUCGAUGAGGCUUCACGUUGUAAAGCGUACUUGUGAUAUAAUUAGACUAGGCGUAGAUAUUGUAAUCCGACGAGUGAGCUACUCGUUCUCAGAGUGCCAUUUUGCAGUAACGACGUUUCGAGUUAUAUAUUUUAUCGAAUUUUUCGUUUUGUACUAUGUUAAUUGUAGAGUAGCGUCCCGUAGGACAAUAAAAUGUGAUGAUUGUGCAGUGAGCGCGGCCGUGCCUCUUCUCCUUGUACAUAUAAGAGAGACGAAUUCUGAAUGAUAUUAAUUAAUAUUUUAAUACAAUUUUUAUGACAUUAUUAGACCUUUGUAAUUGUUAAUGUCGAAAUAGAAGUAUCACCUAGAUAGCAUGAUUUUAUUCACAUAACAUCAAUUUUGAACUAUAGUUAAAAUGAAUAUAAUGUAUAGUACUAGCGUCAGAGGUGAGUGUGGUGUCAACACCACUCUCCUCAUGUCGUUAUAAAGUGUCUGGAAUUGUUACAUGUAGUAGCUAUGAAGCAAUAAUUAUUGAAAGUUGAAGUUUCAGAUGAGCCUAUCAUUAAUAUUGAAUAUGCGAUUAAUGAAUAAUGUUACUAAAAUAUUUUAUAUCGGUGUUGUAAUCUGGAUAUAUUUAUAUUUUAUAUUUUUAUAAUUACGGUAUCAUGACAUACUUCCUACAAGAGAACUGAUAAAUAAUAGCCAAUUGUUGAUUCAGUUAUGAGAUUUUAUCAAUGAGACUAUUAGAAAUUACGAAAUUAAAUUAUUGUUACUUUUAAGCGAUAUUAUAAUUUAUUUAUUAGGCCGAUGUUUUGUCUAUUUUGUAUAUGUACCUGAAUUCUUAAAAUGUGGCCAUAUUAAUUAUACACAGUUUGAAUGCUACCCUUAUGAACUCUUAUUGUUAUUCUUAUAAUUGACUCCUGUUUUAUAUUAAAUACAUACCUAAUAAAUUAAUGUGCAUAAUUAUCAAUAA